Molecule: messenger RNA, 1809 nt
Organism: Calypte anna (Anna's hummingbird)
Lineage: Eukaryota; Metazoa; Chordata; Aves; Apodiformes; Trochilidae
Gene: UFSP2
Product: UFM1 specific peptidase 2
Source: RefSeq, a predicted model, not a curated record
AUGGGGCCGGGGAACUUGGCUCCCCCCGGCAGUAGCCCCAAAAUCCACGGCGCUGCGGCGUCCUGUGUGGAGCGGGGUUGGCUGGGGGCCGGUGCCUGCCUACCCGCGCGGCUGGGUGGGUGCGUGGGUGCUCUGCGGCGGCGUUUGUAUCUCCAGCCCUCAGGGGCACCCCUGUGCGGGGAGCGGUCUGUGUUCAGGGGGUCGGUGACACCUUCCGCAGUGCCGCCUUCGCCCGCCCCUGGCAGCAGCCGUGCUCCUGUCGCCUCUGGGGACCCUGGGGGUCUCGGGCUGCCUGGCUGUUGUCGGGGGGUUGUAAUUCUUGAAGCUAUGGACAUACUCUUUAGAAUAAGAGGAGGCUUGGAUCUUGCAUUUCAGCUAGCAACUGUUGAUGAGGCAUCAACAAAAAAGGCAAUAGGAUACGUUUUCAGUGAUCUUGCAAAUAAACUGUCCUCAGAUGUUCUUGUAUUAAGAAUUUGUCACAGUCCAGUCUAUGUGUGGCCUAACAGUGGUACCAACACUGUUCCAGAGCUGACUGAUGAUUCUGCUUGUAAGGAGAUAAAACGGUUUAUACAAUUUGAUCAAGAUGAUGAGACCAAACGAAAGCUUGGCAAAAAAAAGGAUAAAAUGUUACAAGAUAUGCAGCAGAUAAUCAAUAUAGACCUCAUGUUGGAAAUGACAUCUCCAUUAGCUCCUUUGGCUCCAGUCAUUGAAAGGGAAAAUAAGGAACACCACUACGUUAAUAUGACAUUACCAGUUGAUGUUGUUGUAUCUGUUUCUCCAGAAGAAACAUGGGGAAGUAAGGUACAAAAUCUCUUGGUGAAAGCAAUCCACAGGCAAUUAACUGACAUGGAAAGAUGUAUCAUGAAAUAUAUGAAGGGAAUGUCAAUUGUGGUACCAGAACAAUUUCAUUUCAUGUUACCAGGGAAAAAUCAUCUUGUAACCAUCUCUUAUCCUACGGGGAUUUCAGAUGAUCAAUUGGAAAGUUACAGAAAGGAAUUACAUGAGUUAUUCAAUCUGCCUUGUGACAGACCAUAUUUCAAGAGAGCAAAUGCUUAUCAUUUUCCAGAUGAGCCAUAUAAAGAUGGGUAUCUCAGAAAUCCACAUUUACAUCUUAAUUCACCUGGUACAGAGUCUGGUAUGGUGUAUUUAGUACAGGGUGUAUACAGUUACCACCACUACACACAGGAUCGGAUCGAUGACAGUGGCUGGGGCUGUGCCUAUCGGUCUUUGCAGACAAUCUGUUCUUGGUUCAAGCACCAAGGGUACAUUGAUGCACCUGUACCAACACACAAGGAAAUUCAACAGGCACUGGUUGAUGCUGGGGACAAGCCUGCAGAGUUUGUUGGCUCACGGCAAUGGAUUGGUUCAAUUGAGGUACAGCUUGUUUUGAAUCAGCUUUUUGGAAUAACAUCAAGAAUACUGUUUGUCAGCCAAGGUUCUGAACUAGCACUGCAAGGAAGAGAACUUGCCAAUCAUUUCAAGACUGAAGGAACUCCAGUUAUGAUUGGUGGAGGUGUUUUGGCUCACACGAUAUUGGGAGUGGCUUGGAAUGAGUUAACAGGGCACAUAAAAUAUUUGAUUCUAGACCCACAUUACACCGGAGGAGAAGAUCUGAAUGUUAUUUUGGAAAAGGGCUGGUGUGGUUGGAAGGGCCCGGAGUUUUGGAACAAGGACGCCUAUUAUAAUCUGUGCCUACCUCAACGACCAAAAUCUAUUUAAAUUCCACUCUAUGCUGAAAGCCAGAAUGCUAGCUGAUCUAGAUAAAAUUGUCUUAUUUAUCAGAAUAGUAAUUUAAGUCAAUUAAAUCCC